Molecule: messenger RNA, 2304 nt
Organism: Henningerozyma blattae CBS 6284
Lineage: Eukaryota; Fungi; Ascomycota; Saccharomycetes; Saccharomycetales; Saccharomycetaceae
Gene: MSS116
Product: ATP-dependent RNA helicase
Exons: 1
Coding region: 1-2304 (767 amino acids)
Cellular component (GO): mitochondrion
Molecular function (GO): nucleic acid binding; ATP binding
Source: RefSeq, a predicted model, not a curated record
AUGCUUUCUCAGUAUUUUAAAGUUUCAAGAGUAUCGAUGGCUCUCAAGCCGUCAAGUCUUGUUCACGUUAGAAGUACACAGCCUUGUGCUUUACCAUCUGGUAUUAUUACUUUAGCAAGAUCGUACCAUAACAACGAAGGCGCUAAUAAUGCAAACUAUGGUAAUAGUUACCAAAGAGAAGGAAAUACAAAUCGUAGAGGCCAUUGGAAAAAGAACAACCAGGAUAACUAUAACAGAAUCAAGUUUGAUAGUAAUAAUUACGAUAGAAACAGUGUUAAUAGAGACAAUUUUAAUAGAGAUAAUUAUAGUAGAAAUAAUUAUAGCAGAAACAAUUAUGAUGGAAAAAAUUAUGGUAACAACAACUAUGGUAAAAAAAAAAUAAUGUCUCCUGAUUCUAAUGAUUCAAGCAUUACUUUCAAUAAAAAGAAGUUCUCUAAACUAGUUGUUGUUCCAAAGGACGAAAAUACCGCUGAAAUUACACUUGACCAAUUAUUAGAAGAUAAGGUAAUCGAUAAAAAAUUAUUUACUGCUGUACAUAGAUUGGGAUUUAAGAGUUUAACACCUGUUCAACAGAAGACUAUUAAACCAAUUUUGAAAGAUAGUGGGAAUGAUGUUAUUGCAAGAGCAAAGACUGGUACUGGUAAGACUUUUGCCUUUUUGUUACCCCUAUUCCAAAAAUUGAUUGAAAGUCCAAAUUCUGCUAUGGUAAAAUCUGUUAUUAUGGCACCAACCAGAGAUUUAGCUUUACAAAUUGAGCAAGAAAUUUUAAAAUUGUACAAGAAUAAUUCAGCUUUGAGACAAUAUAAUUGUUUAUCAAUAGUCGGUGGUACCAAUUAUUCAUAUUCUUUGCAAAGGUUACAUAGAGAAAGACCAAAUAUCAUUGUUGCUACGCCAGGGAGAAUGCUCGCCGUUCUAUCAGAUUUUGGUGACAAAUUUUUUUCAGAAGUUGAUUUCAAAGUCUUGGAUGAAGCAGACAGAUUAUUGGAAAUUGGUUUUAAGGAAGAUUUAGUAGCAAUCUCAAACUCUUUAGAUAGCGUCAAUUCUAAUGGUGCAGAUCACAUCAGAACCUUACUAUUCUCUGCUACUUUAGAUGAUAAAGUUCAAACAUUGGCUAAUGAUAUUAUGAAUAAAGAAGAAUGCUUAUUUCUAGAUACCAUUGACAAAAAUGAACCUGAGGCACAUGAAAAUAUUAACCAAAAUUUAGUUGUUUCUGACGCUUUCUCUCAUAGUAUAUAUGCUGUUAUUGAACAUAUUAGAUCUCGUCUACAUCCAACUGAACUACCAAUUGCUGAAGUAACAACUGAAGAAGAAACUAAAGUAGAAGCCGGAGUAGAAUCUGUAGAAGAAACUGAAGUGAUUACCAAAGCCACUAAACCUUUUGAUAAACACGAUACACAAAAUUAUAAAGCAAUUUUAUUCACUCCAACUGUCAAAUGUACCAAAUUUUUAUCUCAAUUAAUAAAGAGGGAAUUUCAAAUUGAAGGUAUACCAAUUUAUGAAUUUCAUGGUAAGAUUGAUCAAAAUAGAAGAACUAGAAUUGUUGAAAAAUUCAAAAGGGCUAAUUCUGGUAUUUUAGUUUGUACCGACGUUGGUGCAAGAGGUAUGGAUUUCCCUAACGUUCAAGAAGUCUUACAAUUAGGUGUUCCAUCAGAAUUAUCUAAUUAUGUCCACCGAAUUGGUAGAACUGCAAGAGCUGGUAAAAAAGGUAUUUCCACUGCAUUUUUAUCAAAAGAUGAAUUACCAUUUGUUAGAUGUUUGGAAAAAUCAAAGAAAAUUUAUAUUGAAAAUCAAGUUGAUUAUGUUCCAAAUGAAUCAAUAAUUAGUGCAGUUGAAAGUAAAUUGAUUAGUCCAGAAGACUUAUCAAAUGUAUUUGUCAGUUUAUUAUCCUUUUAUAAAUCAGUUGUUGGAGAAUAUGGUUUGAAAGAACUUCGUGUCCUAACAGAGAUAGCUAAAUCAUUUGGCAGUUUAUUUAAGGAUCCAAAAAUGAAAAUUCAAAUUUCAAGUGGAAGCCAAUUAUCAAGACUGGGGUUUACCCGAAUUGAAAACUACUUCGACACUAGCGGUAAUCACGAAAGAUCAUUUUAUGGUACCUCUUUAGAUGAAGACUUCCUUGGCGGUAAUUAUGAUGAUAAUGGCCAUAAUAAUCGAUUCAACUCUAGAGGCUUUUCAAACGACAAUAAUAGGUAUCGUGACAACAACCAUAACUACAGGAGAAAUACUUCUUUUAACAAGAAUAACAAAUCACGUUAUUCCAACAACAUGCAAAAACGUAGACAAGGCUCUUCCCCAAGAAUAGAAGAUUAA